ACCGACGUAAAGAUGGCAGCGUCAUCUCAGGCGAGCCGUGGUCUUACGGCCCUUUUCAAACGCGGGUGGAACGAAAUCCCAGAAGUGGUCGGUUCGUCAGUGAUAGCACUAAUUGGAAUCGGUCUGAGCGUGGUCGGAUUGACCAACUACUAUCGCAAAGACGCCGAUAACCGCCGUUACAAGCUCACGUACGUUGUGAUGCGUCCGGACGAUCCCCGAGCGGCGCGCAUUCGCCAGGAUUAG
Molecule: messenger RNA, 243 nt
Organism: Anopheles marshallii
Lineage: Eukaryota; Metazoa; Arthropoda; Insecta; Diptera; Culicidae
Gene: NdufA3
Exons: 1
Coding region: 13-243 (76 amino acids)
Source: RefSeq, a predicted model, not a curated record